This is a messenger RNA of Gadus macrocephalus (Pacific cod), 3791 nucleotides long. It is a transcript of the gene cep104, whose product is annotated as centrosomal protein 104. NCBI's taxonomy places the organism in Eukaryota, Metazoa, Chordata, Actinopteri, Gadiformes, Gadidae. Gene Ontology annotation, cellular component: cilium. The record is from RefSeq and is a predicted model, not a curated record.
AUGGAACACUCAAUAGACCACAAUGCUUUGCGUCCGAAUAACGGAACGCCUCUGGGCAUGCGCGUGUUGGGUUGUUGUCACUGGUGGUUAUGGAGAUCUAAUGGGGCUCUGGCGAGCUGUCAUCGAGUUAGUGAUGUGCCUGUAUCCACGUGGGGGAUGCCGAGGAAGAUAGGUUUCGUUGUGCUCAGCUCUUCUGGUCACGAAGGCGACUUCAGGGCCGAGGAGCUGAUGGUCCACGCCCCCACCGUCCACGGCUGGCGCUCAGCAAGGUUCUGCUCCUACCCCCAGCAGAUCACCCUCCAGCUGAUGGAACGCAGCCGGGUGCGGAAGCUCCAGCUGCUGGCCCACCAGUACCUCAUCUCCGCCAAGGUGGAGUUCCACAUCGGGGACUCGCUCCCGGACCCGGCCCAGCACACGGGACCCCCCUGCCCGCUGCACAGGCUGGGGUACGUCUCUCUGUCGGACAACGAGAAGACGGGCUACAAGGCCCGCGAGCUCAAGUCCGUCCACGUGGACGCCAUCGGGACCUACCUGAGGGUGACCCUCCACCGUAACCACGCCAACCGCUACAACUACUACAGCCAGGUUGCUCUGGUUGCCAUUAAUGUUCUGGGAGACUCUUUGGAUGCCAAUGCUUUCAACACAAUUCCCAGCAGAGAGCAGCUUAUUGAGCACUACCUCACAGCACCCCAGCUGGACAGUGCCCUGGAUGGGACACACACAGGUAAGUGUGAGUCCAUCUCGCCGCUCGACGACCUGGCGUUCGACAUGUACCAGGACCAGGUGGCCCACAUCAUCCGCCUGCUGGACCAGAGGAAGCAGGACGCGGCCCGCCAGGAGAGAUUCGAGCUGGCCCGGGCCCUCAAGCAGGCCAUAGCGGACCUGCAGAAGGUGGGGGAGCGGCUGGGUCGCUAUGACGUGGAGAAGCGCAGCGCCUUGGAGAAGGAGGACUAUGAGCUGGCGCGGAAGAGGACGGAGCAGAUGGAGGAGUACCGGGGCAAGGUGUACCACCAGCUCCAGGUCCACGACCUGCUAGACAUGGCCGCCAUGCAGACCCUGUCGUCGACAGAGCUGUCCCCAUCUCAGGGGUCUCCCUCGCAGCCGGCGCCCCCUAGAGGCCGGGAGGGGGACCAGCCGGACCACCACCCUGCAGCCCAACCCAGGGGCCCACUGGGGGGUCCACCACCCCGCCCGAGGGGGUCUCCAAGCCUCCGCCGUCUGACUCAGUCCCCCAAGAAGGCGAAGAAGGCUCCCCCUCGCCGCGGAGGGUCGGAGCGGGCCACGCCCGGGCCCGACCCCAGGAGUGUCAGCCUGGCGUCCCAGGACCUGGACCAGGACCCGCCCGGGAGGGCGGGUUCAGGACCACACUCGGACGUGCCCAGAAUAGACGUCCCCAGCGUGCCUCACGAGGACAGACCCCUCCCUGCCCUGUGGCGCACCAGCGGACCGGCGGAAGUCCUGCCCCCCCGCCCGGCGGCGGAGAGCUCCCCCGGGCCCUCCCGCUCCCCCGGGCCCUCCCGCGCCAGCCCCACUCUCCCUGGGGGGACGUCCGAGGCGGAGCCCCUGUCUGAGCAGGCCCAGCGGGAGGCCGGCCUGCUGGAGGUUUUCGGAGAGGGCCUGAACAAAGAAAAUAGAAAUAUGUCGUUCUUAUGGAGAAAAAGCAACCAGACUGAAGCGCCCCCCAUCUGUGUGUCUGCCCUCCAGGACAUGGCCCAGUGGAAGGAGGUGCGGGCCCUGCAGGUGGUCCCCGCCGAGCUCAGCAGGCCCCUGAAGGCCAGUUCCCCCCGCGCGGCGGGCCCUGGGCCGCACAGAGUCCUGGAGAAGGCCCUGGCCCAGCUGGGCACGGAGCGCUCUGGCUUCGCCCCGGCGACGUUCUGCCGCGCGGCGCUGGAGCACGGGGCGGCGGAGGUCCGGGAGGCGGCGGUGCGCGUGGUGCUCUCCGUGUACCGGACCCACCCGGCGCCCGUGCUGCAGGCCCUGCCCACCGGGGACGCCGCCGCCCGCCGCAGCGUCCUCUACAAGAGGCUCUUCGACGCCUUCGCCCGCCUGGACGGAGGGGCGCCCGGAGGACCCCCCGGGAAAGUGCCCUCUGUGUUCACCAAGUGCUCGCCUGCCUGCCAGGGAACGCUUGCGUGUCGUUCCCUGGGCACUGCUUGUCAGCUUAGAAAACAAACGGCAGCUGGAUGUGCCACGGAUGACGUGGCUGGGUCGGUGGUUCUUGUACAUUUGCCUCCGCCAACAGGGCCGUGCCCUCUCUCCCAGCAGGGAGACGCCGGCCCGGAGGACGGGGAGAGGGAGAGGGAGCAGAUCCGCUCCCUUCAGGAGCAGCUGGCUGCGCUGAAGGAGCUGACGGAGGAGGACUCUGCUGAGGGGCCAGCGCUUGACGUGAAGGCCCCCAGCGGUCCAAAGGGGGCCCCCAGCGGUCCCAGGGAGGCCCCGCAGGCCGGCCCCCCAACAGAGGCUGAUAAGGUGUCCCAAAAGAAGCUAUUAGCAGUUGAGCAGGCUGGUGUGGGAGACCUGGACAACCUUUGCAUCUUCUGUGGUAAGAGGGACGAGGCGUUCACGGAGGACCAGCUGGAUCUGCACUACUGGAAGCACUGUCCCAUGCUGCGGCGCUGUGAGGAGUGCAGACAGGUGGUGGAGAUUGCCAGCCUGACGGAGCACCGGCUGGGGGAGUGUGAGAGCAGGGCCCGCUUCAGCCAGUGUCCCCGCUGCUCCGAGGCCCUGCCCACCCGGGAGCUGGCCCGCCACGCCCAGGGGCCCGCCUGCAACCCUCCGGCCUCAGGCAAAGGCUCCAACCACUGCCCUCUGUGUCACAACAACUUCAUCCCCGGGGAGAAGGCCUGGAAGGCUCACCUCACGGGAAGAGAGGGCUGUAAACAGAACUCGCGGAGGGCCGUUGGAUCCCAGACGACGCAGCCAGUACAAGGUAAGGCUGUGGGAGGAGCCAGGCUGAGGCAGGCCUGGUCGGACGGGGCCAGAUCCAAGGCCGUGAGAAGGACCAGCCGGAUCCCGGCCCUGGAGCCCAGGGCCCCCAGAGCCCGGGCCAGCCAGCGGUGACCCCCAUCCGGGGCCUCCACCCAGGGGAUGAGGAGGAGUAGGGGCCACACCUCACAGUCACUAUGUCACAUUAAUGAGUAGCCAAACGCCAAGGUCAGGGGGCCGGAGUACUCACUGUUCUGAUUGGCUGCCCUCAGGUGGGGUUGGUAAAAUAAUUACUUGAAAUGUUGGUAGCUUUAUGUCCUUGAAAGUUAUUUACACAAUAUUUUAUGUAAAGUGACAUUUAGUUUGGAAGAUUCAAUCAUUGGAAGGGCCAGGCAUGGCUCCGGAACCAUAUAGAGCCCGGCUCUUAUGGGUUUAAGAGAAUCAGAGCGGAUGCACAUCAAGGAGAGGAUCUAGAUUGUCGGCGUGCUCUAUCGGUAGAGACUGCUGCUUUUUACAAUAUCCUGCUUGAAGCUUUGGAACUGUUUACAUUUUUCUACUCAUGUCUCCCUCCCCCCUCUCUCUCUCUCUCUCCCCCAUUCCCUCUUUCUCUGUCUCUCUUUCCUUUCCCUUCCUCCCUUUGUCCUUCGCUCUCACCAAAGUUUUUCCUGCUCAACCUGCUUGUUGUUCUGUGUAUCUACUCAUGCCUCAGCACUUGAAUAAGAUAAUCAUGCUUUGAGAAGCACACUGUUUUUUAUACAGAUAUACUCUGUAGUGUAUGUGAUGUGAGUUAUGUGGUUUGGCCUUCAGCUAAUGACAAUCUACAGUAUGAGAUUCUAGCACUUGUUUCGCAUCCUUAUUUCUAGUAC